Molecule: messenger RNA, 1154 nt
Organism: Daucus carota subsp. sativus
Lineage: Eukaryota; Viridiplantae; Streptophyta; Magnoliopsida; Apiales; Apiaceae
Product: photosystem I assembly factor PSA3, chloroplastic
Exons: 3
Coding region: 115-1026 (303 amino acids)
Biological process (GO): photosystem I assembly
Source: RefSeq, a predicted model, not a curated record
GUAAAAUUGUCAAAAGCAGACAGGAUAAUCUAUCCCAUAUUCAAGAUUUCCGAUAUAAAGAGGAGAGGCCAUUGUUAACUCAAAACACAACACUCAACAUACCUCACCACAACAAUGGUGGUGGUGACCUCAAUCAACACCACUUGUACUCUAUCUCCUUAUAACAAUACCACCCUUCAUUCACCAUCUGCAACCCCAAACUCAAACUUCUACACCUUCAUCUGCAGACCCACUUCACCAUCUCUCUUCUACUUGCAGCAGCUCUGUAAAAACAGAAACCCCACAAAGCCCAAAAGCUGUAGCUACUCUAAUGGAAUCUUGGUGGUUAAGGGCUACAGGGAAGACUCAACCACUGUUUCUGGUUUUGUUAAUAAAGUUGUGGGAGCACUCCCUUUAGUUGGCCUUGUUGCUAGAAUUUUCAGUGAUGUGGGAGGUGUUGGUGGUGAUAUUGUCGAUUUCGCAGAGUUUAGGAGGAGAGUGGGGAAUAAUUCUUCGGUUAAUGAUUCUAGAGCUUUUGUUGAUUUUCAAGAUCGGAGAGGAAAGGCAGGAGAUCCUAUUUAUGUGCUUGCAUGCUGUUGGUUAGCAGCUGUUGGAGCUGGUCUACUCAAAUCUGAGGAAAUUUUGGAGGGGGUAUCAAGGCUUAGACUUUCUAAUGAUAUUGAAUUUGAAGAAGAGACUUUUCUAGCAUUAAUGAAGGAAGCGAAAGAGAAACGAUCAAAAUCAAAAACUCCUGCUCCUAGCAUCCCAAUUGAAGCUCGAGCGGAGAAAGCUAUGGAAGCAAUAUAUAUUUGUUGUUUUGGAAGGGACCCGAUAGAAGAAGUGGAUGAGCAGUUACUAUGCAUCAUGCUUGCUGUUGUUUUCCCAACAGUUGGAAAAUCAGAGAUAAAUAGGAUUGUUAGCGACCAGGCAAAGAGAGUUGCCGAGGGAAUCGAAGAAAAAUAUCCGGAGCCCAAACCGCUAUCAAAAGAAGCUGUACAGCUGCAGAUGAAGGACUUGCAAUUUCUUAGACAAAAUAGUGAAACUUAAAAGGCUUUUUCAUCCAUACUAAUGAUGUUCUGUUUGCUGUCAGAAUUCUUAGCAUAUUUUAUAAAAGAACUAUUUUCUGCCUUCCCUUGUAAUAUACAUAGUGAAAAGACAAAACAGUGGUUUUAGAA